AUGGCACAGUCCCAUAACUGCUUGUCUGCCCACUCUUGCCAAGUGUGCUCUGCCCGUGUGGACAUCCGUUCGGGGGACCUGUACUGGCUCGCAUGUAACCGGAGGGACAUCGGGGUGAUCCACGUGUCUGACAUGACCCCGCGCAUCCUGCACCGUGCUUACAGCAGCAUCCAGCACCUCUUCUUGGACUGGCAGCGCGGCACUCUUGCUACCGAGCAAGGAGUCUGCCCUGCCACUCCCUCCCCCUGUGACCACCGCUAUGAGAACAACUACAAGUACCACUGCUGCUCGGCCCACCACUUCCACCAUGAGACCUACCCCAAGCAAGACCACCACUGCCCUCACCACUACUCCUGUACCAACCAGCAAGGCUACCACAACACCAUCCACCACCAGCCAGUCCACGUCAACCAAAACCACCCCUGCACCAACCACUGUCCGGACCAUACCAACCAAGAGCACCACUGUGCGUCAAGCCACCACCAGAAGCAGCAGCAGCACAACCACCACCACAACCACUCGGUCCUUGCCAACCAGGACCAGCACCACACAGCCGACUACUACCACCCAGCGCCUAACCAGUCCUGCACGGGUUGUGCCACCUACUUCAUCCCUCCCAUCCAGCCCUGCACACCGCCUGACCCCAGUCCUCCAUCUGUUGUGUCCUCGCACUCAUGGGCCUUCCACUGUGCAAGCGGAGCGGUGUGCCUUGGGGCUGGGGAGCGCUGCGAUGGGGUGCCCCAGUGCCCCGAUGCCUCAGAUGAGACUGGCUGCUGGAGCCCCACACAGGAGUGUGCCCUGCGCUGUGACGGUGCCACCCGCUGCAUCCCAGAGAGCUGGCUGUGUGAUGGCCAUGCCGACUGCCUGGACCACACCGAUGAGCAGGGCUGUGUGCCAAAGGAGUGUGGCCCCGCCGAGUUCCCCUGCCAGAACGGGCAGUGUGUGGCCCUGGCCCUGCGCUGCGAUGGUGACCACGACUGCCAGGAUGGCUCUGAUGAGGAGGGCUGUGCCAUGCCCCGGCCACUGCUCUGCCGCAUGGGCGAGGUGGCGUGUCCCCACAGUGGAGAGUGUGUGCCGGAGGCCUGGCGCUGCGACGGUGCUCCUGACUGCGGGGAUGGCUCAGACGAGCAGGGCUGUCCCUGGGAGAAAGGGCUGUGUGGAGACCGGCAGUGGGGCUGCUCCGAUGGUCACAAGUGCAUCCCUGAUGUCUGGCGCUGUGAUGGAGAGAGUGACUGCACGGAUGGCAGUGAUGAAGCUGUCUGCCAACCUGCUUCUUGCCAGAGUGACAAGUACCAAUGUGGGCCGGGAGCCUGCUUGAAUGCAUCCUUGGUGUGUGAUGGCCAUCAGGACUGCGCGGACGGCUUAGACGAGGGGAGGAACUGCUCGGUGCCCUGCCAGCGGUCCUGCGGUCAUCUCUGCUACCCAUCACCCCAGGGCCCUCGAUGUUGGUGUGACUCAGGCUAUCGGCUGGCUGAUGAUGGUCUGUCCUGUAUGGACAUAGACGAGUGCACAGAGCAGGGUGAGGAAGCCUGCAGCCAGACGUGCCUCAAUACUCCAGGGUCUUACAACUGUAGCUGUCUCCCUGGCUACCUGCUGGAGCCCGAUGGCCACAUCUGCAAACUCACCGGACCAGAGGCCCUGUUGCUGGUGGCUGUGCAGUCAGAGUCGAGGGUCCUCUCCUAUGGCCUGCGGAGUGGCCGUGAGGAGGUGCUGUUGGCCACUGACAAGGAUCGCGUUGUCUUCUCGCUUGACUAUGACUUGGUGGAGAGGAAGAUCUUCUGGAUGGACCUGGCCACAGAAAGCAUCCGCUGGCAGGGCCUCGACUCGGGCAAGAAAGGCACACUGGUGAAAGGUGUAAAAUCGGACUGUAUAGCAGUGGACUGGCUUGGGAGGAACCUGUACUGGACAGAUGGGGCAGCAGGGCAGGUGCUGGCCACUCGUCUGGGGGCUACCUGGCAGGGGACACCAGAGUACACAGUGGUGAUGGAUGGAGACCUCGACCAGCCCCACUCCCUGGCCACUAUGGAUGGGAGUCAUCGGCACGUGCUGCUGGCCCGGGGGCUGGGCUGGCCCACUGCACUGGCCCUUGACCUCCCCACCUGGAGGAUCUUCUGGCUGGAUGAGAAGCUGGGCAGCAUUGGUUCUGCACAUCUGGAUGGCACCAGUGUGAAGGUCCUGCAGCUGAGCUGGGUCCGGAGCCCCUUCGCAGCGGCUGUGUGUGAGGGGCAGCUCUACUGGUCAGAGAGGAAGGCAUGGUCCGUGCAGCAGGUGGACAAGGCCAGCGGCAAGAACAGGACCGUGCUGCUCAAGAGGCACGGGCAGCCCCAUGGCCUCCAGGUCUACCUGAAGGACUUGCCCACAACGGCUGGAUCCCAAGGUUUUCCUCCCCACCGGGCCCUGCCCUUGGCCAAAGUGGUCCAACUGACAGCCAUCGACUAUGCAGUGAAAGACAAGACGGCUGGCAACCGCAGGCCCAGUGCUGCUGUGGAGUGCGCAGCCAUGGACGGCACCGGCCGCAGGGUGCUCUGGAAGAGAGCCCGGGCUCCCACUGGCCUAGCCUUUGGGGGUGCAGGCACCCGGCUGUACUGGGCAGACCGUGAGAGAGGCACUAUCAGCAGCAUUGAGCUGGACGGGUCCCGCUUCCGGGUAGUGCGGGAGGGACUGCAUGGCCUCUCACUCUUUGCCAUUGGAGAGGGCUUUCUGCUCUGGAGCACAACCUCAGCCAACGGCUCUAGCAGGAUCUGGCACAGCCGUCUGGAGCGGGCUGAGAGCUGGUGGUUCCCAAUGGAGCAGGAGUUGGUGGCCAUGAAGAUUUACAGCCAGUUCUCACAGGAAGGCACCAACGGCUGUGCCAAGAGCAACGGAGGCUGUGCCCAGCUCUGCCUGCCCAACCCUGCGGGGCGGCUGUGCCGCUGCUCCGCUGGCUACCACCUGGUGCGAGGGGUGGAAUGCAUGAAGGCACUGCCCUGCCCGGCCCCACUCCAGGCCUGCCCUGACCUCCAGACGUGCAUCUCCAGAGAGCAGGUCUGCGAUGGGCAUCCCAACUGCGCUGACGGCUCUGACGAGUCUGACUGUCCUUCCCUGGAGAUGGGGACCCUGAUCCCCAUGGUGGCAACAUCACGAAUGUCUCAUGUGGAAGAACAGAAACCAACCUUACCUACAGCUUCACCCAAGUCUCAGCAGCCCGGCCCCAGCCUGCCUGCAGCCCCUAGUCCCAGGGAGCGUGGACAGCCUUUCCUGGUACACCCCGGCACUGAGGAGGUGGUGGGGGCUGUGCCGUGCAGCAGUGAGAUGUGUAACCUACGUGGGGACUGCGCCAUCGAGGCUGGGCGAGUGACCUGCCACUGUGCCCUGGGCUACCGUGGUGACUACUGUGAGGAGGCAGAGGUGCAGCCUGUUGCAGGACCUAUUGCCCUAGGGGUGGCCGUGCUCCUGGUGCUUGCUGCUGCUGGUGUGGGGGCCCUGGCCUACAUGCGGAGGAGGGACAGGCGGAGAAGGACCUCAAGCACUGCCUCGACCCGAGUGCUGACCUUGUACCACCGUGAAAGCGACCCUGAGGAAGAGGAUGAGGAGGAGGAAGAGCUUCCUCCAAAGAGUGAUACCUUUGUGAAUGAAGCUUAUGAUGGGAAAGAGGUGAGCAGCAUCUGGAACAGACCCUGGAGCUGCCAGCCCCGCUAA
Nestor notabilis (Kea) is the source of this 3678-nucleotide messenger RNA. Its product is annotated as low-density lipoprotein receptor-related protein 2-like. The transcript is spliced from 20 exons. Lineage: Eukaryota; Metazoa; Chordata; Aves; Psittaciformes; Psittacidae. Gene Ontology annotation, molecular function: calcium ion binding; protein binding. The coding region runs from base 1 to 3678 and encodes 1225 amino acids. The record is from RefSeq and is a predicted model, not a curated record.